Molecule: messenger RNA, 2509 nt
Organism: Gambusia affinis (western mosquitofish)
Lineage: Eukaryota; Metazoa; Chordata; Actinopteri; Cyprinodontiformes; Poeciliidae
Gene: slc6a14
Product: solute carrier family 6 member 14
Exons: 16
Coding region: 229-2070 (613 amino acids)
Biological process (GO): sodium ion transmembrane transport
Cellular component (GO): membrane
Molecular function (GO): L-proline transmembrane transporter activity
Source: RefSeq, a predicted model, not a curated record
CGUUCACAUUCGCACUUGAGGAUGGUUGUAACUAGACGCGCUACUAUAUAACCAUACAUUUUGAAGCGAUGCAAGUAGUAUCUGAACGGUUUUUCUCACUAAGCCCUGCAUUUGGGAAUAAACCAUCUCACUCAGACACACAACCGACUUGGGAGUUGGAAGAGUUAGCGUGGCCGCAGCAACAAGUGAUGAUGGCUUCCAAAAGUGUGAUUUAUUUGUUUAUUCACAAUGUGGACACAGAGCGGAAUGGGUCUCAUUUACUCUGACUAUUGGCGAAGCGAAGCCAGGAAUGAACAUAUUACCCGUGAAAACUGGUCGAGCAAGCGUGACUAUGUCCUCUCCAUGAUCGGCUAUGCUGUUGGACUGGGAAACAUCUGGAGGUUUCCCUACCUGACCUACAAGAAUGGAGGGGGGGCCUUCCUUAUCCCAUACUUCACAAUGCUUCUAGUGACUGGUCUUCCUCUUUUCCUCCUGGAAAGUUCCUUCGGUCAGUUCUGCAGCCAGGGUCCGAUCAAUAUUUGGAGAGCAGUGCCGGUCCUGCAGGGUGUCGGCAUAGGGAUGGUGAUGGUGACUCUCUUAAUAGCUAUUUACUACAACGUCAUCAUUGGCUACAGCCUGUACUACAUGUUUGCGUCCAUGCAGAGCCCUCUUCCAUGGGCCAGCUGCCCGAACACCACUUUCACUUCCUGCAGUGAAACGCCUAUAGUAUAUUGUAAUAUCAAUGGUACUUUGACGGGAAUGGUCCAGACUUGUACUCCAUCCAGGAACAUCAAGAUGGAUGUCCAGAGCCCAAGCGAGUACUACUGGGACCAUGUGGCUCUCCAAAGAUCCAGUGGCCUGGAGGAAACAGGACCAGUAGUUUGGCACCUUGCUCUUUGCCUGUUGUUGAGCACCCUCCUUGCAUGUGCAUCUCUGAUCAAAGGCAUCAGGUCAUCAGGAAAAGUUGUGUAUUUCACGGCCACAUUUCCUUAUGUGGUGAUUUUUAUCCUGCUGAUCAGAGGUGUGACACUAGAGGGAGCUAGAGAUGGGAUUGAGUUCUACAUUGGCUCACAGUCCAAUUUGACAAAGCUUUCUGAAGCCCAGGUGUGGAAAGAUGCAGCAACCCAAAUCUUCUUUUCCCUCUCUAUUGGCUUGGGAGGACUCAUGGCCCUCUCUUCCUAUAAUGACUUCCACAACAAUGUGUUCGCAGACACAUUAGUUGUGUCUAUUACUAAUGCUGCAACUAGCAUCUUUGCUGGCUUUGCAAUCUUCUCCAUAAUGGGUCAUAUGGCUCACAUCUAUAAAUUACCAGUCGCAGAAGUGGUAAAGGAAGGAUUUGGCUUGGCAUUCAUUGCCUAUCCAGGAGCUCUCGCUAAGCUUCCCAUCUCACCACUGUGGUCCGUUUUGUUCUUCUUCAUGAUUCUGACUGUCGGUCUGGACUCUCUGUUUGCAGAAAUAGAGGUGAUAUUGACCUCCCUGCAGGAUGCUUAUCCCAAAGUCUUCAAACCCAGACGAGCCUUACUAACAAUAGCAACAUGUGCAUUCCUCUUCCUUCUGGGCCUGCCGUGCGUCACAAGAGCUGGAAUCUACUGGGUGACACUCAUCGACUCGUUUAUCGCCAGCUGGGUUGUGCUAUUUUUGGUUCUCUUAGAGGUCGUUGGUGUUUCCUACGUAUACGGAGUGAACCGUUUCAUAGAAGACAUCGAAAUGAUGAUUGGAAAAAAAUCCCCCCGUUUCUGGCUGUGGUGGAGGGCAUGUUGGUUCUUUUUCACCCCCUCCAUCUUACUGACUAUCUUGAUAUGGUCUCUAUGGACCUUUGUAGCCCCCACAUAUGGAGACAUACGCUUCCCCUCCUGGGGCUUGUCUCUGGGAUGGUGCAUGCUUUUUUUCGUCUUGAUCUGGCUCCCUAUUGCUGCCAUCUAUCAUCUGACACAAGCUAAAGGAAACCUCUUAAAUCGACUGACAUCAGUGUGUGCCCCAUCGGAUGACUGGCGUCCCUACCUGGAAAAGCAUCGAAGAAAGAGCUACCCAGAUAAUCAAGGAGCAAACAAUCCCCAUGAGGCUGACGAGAUCUCCGACUACUGGCUUUGAUGUGUCUGCUGUUCUGUUUUAUCGGUUCAUCUGAGUAUGUGUGACAUCUUUCGCAAUCUAUUGAAAUGUUUUAAAAUAGAUCAAAAAAAUGUUUAGCAUGUUUACUUUUAUUUAAAUGCAUAGUGUUUGUAAUCUAAACUUAAACUUACUUGUAGCAUUGUAAAAAAAAAAUUUUCGGAUUAUUUUGAUUGUAUGUUUUGUUUAUUAUAUUUUACCUAACGAGGUGAUAAUUUGCCAUUGUCUCAUUGUGACGAUCUUCAUCAGCAACAUUGUAUUGUCAUGUGGAUGAAUGUACAUGAAGCCUAAAUAACAACCAAAGUAACAAAAAAAAGUAGUUAAAACAAAACAUACGUGAACACACUCUUUUUACGCUGUAGUGGGCGUGAGGAAUUAUACACUACUUUGUCCCACCUUCUCAAAUAAAAUCCCUGUAAAAGUU